Messenger RNA from Condylura cristata (star-nosed mole), 4659 nucleotides. It is a transcript of the gene DAAM2, whose product is annotated as dishevelled associated activator of morphogenesis 2. NCBI's taxonomy places the organism in Eukaryota, Metazoa, Chordata, Mammalia, Eulipotyphla, Talpidae. The record is from RefSeq and is a predicted model, not a curated record. The transcript has 26 exons. Gene Ontology annotation, biological process: negative regulation of oligodendrocyte differentiation; positive regulation of canonical Wnt signaling pathway; actin cytoskeleton organization. Bases 304 to 3540 code for a protein of 1078 amino acids. Gene Ontology annotation, molecular function: actin binding; small GTPase binding.
UGCAGCUGGGACCCUCCUGGAUUGGAUUUGAGUGCUAGAGCCUUUGGAGAAGGGUAGCUGUGGAGGGGGGCUGUUUCAAAUCCACUGCACACCCCUCAGAAUCCAUGACCAGAGAAGACUCUCUGUCAGUAGCCCCACAGAAGCCCUGGGCUCCCCAAACCCAGCCCUGGCUCUGGGACAUAGGAGGAUCAUUCUUAAGGACUGAGCUCAGGAUCCCUAAAAAAAAGUCGGAAAAUAGCUGGAUAAACUUGAUCACGAUGAGGACCUAGGGCAUCUGCCUGCUGACUGUCCCCCUGGCCUACAAUGACCAUGGCCCCCCGCAAGAGGAGCCGCCAUGGCCUGGGCUUCCUGUGCUGCUUCGGGGGCAGUGACCUCCCUGAGAUCAACCUCCGGGACAACCACCCUCUGCAGUACAUGGAGUUCUCCAGUCCUAUUCCGAACCCAGAGGAGCUUAACGUCCGCUUUGCAGAGUUGGUGGAUGAAUUGGAUCUCACUGACAAAAACCGGGAGGCUGUGUUUGCACUGCCUCCUGAGAAGAAGUGGCAGAUCUACUGCAGCAAGAAGAAGGAGCAGGAGGACCCCAACAAGUUAGCGACCAGCUGGCCUGACUAUUACAUUGACCGCAUCAACUCCAUGGCAGCGAUGCAGAGCCUGUAUGCAUUUGAUGAGGAGGAGACAGAGAUGAGGAAUCAAGUCGUGGAAGACCUCAAGACGGCUCUCCGGACACAGCCCAUGAGGUUUGUGACCCGCUUCAUCGAGCUGGAAGGCUUGACCUGUCUGCUGAAUUUCCUCCGGAGCAUGGACCAUGCCACCUGUGAGAGCCGCAUCCAUACCUCCCUCAUUGGAUGUAUCAAGGCUCUGAUGAACAACUCCCAGGGACGGGCGCACGUGCUGGCACAGCCCGAGGCCAUCAGCACCAUCGCACAGAGCUUGCGCACCGAGAACAGCAAGACCAAGGUGGCCGUGCUGGAGAUCCUGGGUGCUGUGUGCUUGGUGCCUGGCGGCCACAAGAAGGUGCUGCAGGCCAUGCUACACUACCAGGUGUACGCGGCAGAGAGGACACGCUUCCAGACACUGCUAAAUGAGCUAGACCGAAGUUUGGGCCGAUACCGGGAUGAAGUGAAUCUGAAAACAGCCAUCAUGUCCUUUAUCAAUGCUGUCCUCAACGCAGGGGCUGGGGAGGAUAACUUGGAGUUCCGCCUGCAUCUACGGUAUGAGUUCCUGAUGCUAGGGAUACAGCCUGUGAUUGACAAACUCCGGCAGCAUGAGAAUGCCAUCCUGGACAAGCAUCUGGAUUUCUUUGAGAUGGUCCGGAAUGAGGAUGACCUGGAGCUAGCCAGGAGGUUUGACAUGGUCCACAUUGACACCAAGAGUGCAUCCCAGAUGUUUGAGCUGAUCCACAAGAAGCUGAAGCACACGGAGGCCUACCCCUGCCUGCUGUCCGUCCUGCACCACUGCCUUCAGAUGCCCUACAAGAGGAAUGGUGGCUACUUCCAGCAAUGGCAGCUCCUGGACCGUAUCCUCCAGCAGAUUGUCCUGCAGGAUGAGAGGGGUGUGGAUCCUGACCUGGCUCCCUUAGAGAACUUCAACGUCAAGAACAUCGUCAACAUGCUCAUCAAUGAAAAUGAAGUGAAACAGUGGCGAGACCAAGCAGAGAAGUUCCGCAAAGAACACAUGGAGCUUGUAAGCAGACUAGAGAGGAAAGAGCGAGAGUGUGAGACAAAAACGUUGGAGAAAGAAGAGAUGAUGCGAACACUGAACAAGAUGAAGGAUAAGUUGUCCCGAGAGUCCCAAGAGCUGCGCCAGGCUCGAGGACAAGUGGCAGAGCUGGUAGCCCAACUCAGUGAACUCUCAACGGGACCUGUAUCUUCCCCGCCUCCCCCUGGGGGCCCACUUACUUUCUCUUCCUCCAUGACAACCAGUGACCUGCCUCCACCCCCACCACCUCUACCAUUCGCCUGCUGCCCCCCACCACCACCUCCACCCCUUCCACCUGGUGGGCCUCCCACUCCCCCAGGUGCUCCACCUUGCUUUAGCUUGGGUCUACCCCUCCCUCCAGACCCUUUCCCCAGCAGUGAUGUCCCACUCAGGAAGAAGUGUGUCCCACAGCCUUCCCACCCACUGAAGUCCUUCAACUGGGUCAAGCUGAAUGAGGAACGAGUCCCUGGCACCGUAUGGAAUGACAUCGAUGACAUGCAGGUAUUUCGGAUUCUGGACCUACAGGACUUUGAAAAAAUGUUUUCAGCUUAUCAAAGGCACCAGGAGCUGAUAACUAAUCCUUCUCAGCAGAAGGACUCAGGCUCCACAGAAGAUAUCUACCUGGCCUCCCGCAAGGUCAAGGAACUAUCUGUCAUUGAUGGCCGGAGGGCUCAGAACUGCAUCAUCCUGCUUUCCAAGCUGAAGCUUUCUAACGAGGAGAUCCGGCAGGCCAUCUUGAAGAUGGAUGAGCAGGAGGACCUGGCCAAGGACAUGCUGGAGCAGCUCCUUAAGUUCGUCCCAGAGAAGAGUGACAUUGACCUCCUGGAGGAGCAUAAGCAUGAAAUUGAGCGGAUGGCCCGUGCUGACCGCUUCCUCUACGAGAUGAGCAGGAUUGACCACUACCAGCAGCGACUACAGGCCCUCUUCUUCAAGAAGAAGUUCCAGGAGAGGCUUGCUGAGGCCAAGCCCAAGGUGGAAGCCAUCCUGCUGGCCUCCCGGGAGCUGGUCCGCAGCAAGCGGCUAAUGCAGAUGCUGGAGGUCGUCCUGGCCAUCGGCAACUUCAUGAACAAAGGGCAGCGUGGGGGCGCCUAUGGGUUCCGGGUGGCCAGCCUCAACAAGAUUGCCGACACCAAGUCCAGCAUAGACAGAAACAUCUCUCUGCUCCAUUAUUUGAUCAUGAUCCUGGAGAAGCAUUUUCCCGACAUCCUGAACAUGCCUUCGGAGCUGCAGCACCUUCCAGAAGCUGCAAAAGUCAACCUGGCAGAGCUGGAGAAGGAGGUGGGCAACCUCAGGCGGGGCCUCAGAGCAGUUGAAGUGGAGCUGGACUAUCAGAAGCGCCAGGUGCGGGAACCAAAUGACAAAUUUGUCCCAGUUAUGAGUGACUUCAUCACAGUCUCCAGUUUCAGCUUCUCAGAGCUGGAGGACCAGCUCAAUGAGGCCAAGGACAAGUUCUCCAAGGCCCUGACACAUUUUGGGGAACAUGACAGCAAGAUGCAGCCAGAUGAGUUCUUCGGCAUCUUUGACACCUUCCUGCAGGCCUUUUCAGAGGCCCGGCAGGAUCUGGAGGCCAUGAGGAAGAGAAAGGAGGAGGAGGAGCGGCGGGCACGUAUGGAGGCCAUGCUGAAGGAACAGAGGGAGCGGGAGCGGUGGCAGCGGCAACGGAAAGUCCCGGCUGGCAGCGCGCUGGAGGAGGGAGGAGAGUUUGAUGACCUGGUGUCAGCCUUACGCUCCGGGGAAGUGUUCGACAAGGACUUAUGCAAGCUCAAGCGCAGUCGCAAGCGGUCAGGGAGCCAGGCCCUGGAAGUCACCCGGGAGCGGGCAAUAAACAGGCUAAAUUAUUGACAUGGGGACAGGCCAUAGCAGGAGGCCAGGGACAGGAUGGACCCAGAGGGGCUGAGCAGAGGCGGCGGUGGUACUUAAUCUGGUGCUUGGUGUGGAGCCCGGGGCUGGGUCCUGGGGUGGGCGCUGUGUGUGGUGUCUCCCCACUUACCUACAGGGGCUCCUCUCACCUUCCUCUUUCCAUUCUUCUUUCUGACGCCUCAGGGGUCAGUCUCUGAGGCUGACUUGGUCACCCCUGGCAGGCCCCAGCUGAACCCUACUCCCCGGGCCCUAGAACUGUUCCACAUCUAGACGGUAGGGCUCCACGGACCAUGGCCAGACUUCAAGUGUAGUGAGGAGUAAGGGUGGCCUUCUGAGAGCCAGGGUGAAGAAAUCCAGGUUCCCAGCCUCUGAAGAGGAGACCCUCGCGGAACUGGAAUCGGAGGGACCGAUUUUCCUCUUGCGUGGAAAAAGAAGCGAUAUACGAUAGUACCUGUUUCUUACAUCAUGAGUCCUUGGGUCCCUCUCGUGUGUGUCUGAAGUCACUAUCUUCCUUCCCUUCCCACCUACAUCCGAUCUACUAAUCCAGAAUCCCUGAAACUCAUCUUUGGGUUCCCAUGACUAUGACUCACUUAUCAGGUACUUGAUGAAUCUGCUAAGGGAAGGGGGUUCACGAAAGUCAGUGCUCAUCACCACACCCCAAGCCUUGGGAUUCGGGACCCUGGACCGCACACUCCCGUGACCUCUAUCUUACAAGUGGACAAUUUCUUGAAGCCACAGUGACUCUGCAUCUUGUCUAGCAGUUCCCAGAGGGCAGCACUCGAGUGCCUAGCACCACCAGGAACCCUCUGCUCUCACAUCCCAUACCCGGUGCCAUAGGCUGGAGGCCACAGAGGCCCCCCUACUCUGACAACCACUUCAAGCCAUGUAAAUCUGCCUGAGGUUGGCCCUGGGUGUCAGUUUCUGAGGACCCAAGGGCCAAAGCUGCUUUCUGCAUUUCCAGCUCUCUCUGUUGGAGGUGUGGGGAGUGGCGACAAGCAUGCAGGGAAACCUGGGGAAAGGGCAAUGGAGGCUGGCGCAGACUUCCUUGGGGGUGUGCACUGCCUCAGGAACCACGGGCGGACAGCUGAGGGGAUCCUGCUG